UGCGCGCGACGUGCUUUGCUAUAUAAAUGCGGUGGCGCCCGGCGUAGGGACGCUUCGGUCCUGAGCGCUUAAGCGUUCGGUCGUUUGCCGGUGUAGCGGCCAGCGCUUGAGCCCGCCCUUGCUCUUCGCUGUGGCAUGGCGGACGAGGGGAAGUCGUACAGCGAACACGAUGAUGAACGCGUUAAUUUCCCUCAAAGAAAGAAAAAAGGCCGGGGUCCCUUCCGGUGGAAAUAUGGUGAAGGAAACCGUAGGUCUGGAAGAGGCGGUUCUGGUAUUCGGUCUUCCCGCCUGGAGGAAGAUGAUGGAGAUGUGGCAAUGAGUGAUGCCCAGGAUGGUCCCCGAGUACGAUACAACCCCUAUACCACCCGACCUAACCGUCGGGGUGAUACUUGGCAUGAUCGAGAUCGCAUUCAUGUUACUGUGAGGAGAGACAGAGCUCCUCCAGAGAGAGGAGGGGCUGGCACCAGCCAGGAUGGGACCUCAAAGAACUGGUUCAAGAUUACAAUUCCUUAUGGCAGAAAAUAUGACAAGGCAUGGCUCCUGAGCAUGAUUCAGAGCAAGUGCAGUGUGCCCUUCACCCCUAUUGAGUUUCACUAUGAGAAUACACGGGCCCAGUUCUUCGUUGAGGACGCCAGCACUGCCUCUGCAUUGAAGGCUGUCAACUAUAAGAUUUUGGAUCGGGAGAACCGAAGGAUAUCUAUCAUCAUCAACUCUUCUGCUCCGCCCCACACUAUACUGAAUGAACUGAAGCCAGAACAAGUAGAACAGCUAAAGCUGAUCAUGAGCAAACGAUACGAUGGCUCCCAGCAAGCCCUUGACCUCAAGGGCCUCCGUUCAGACCCAGACUUGGUGGCCCAGAACAUUGAUGUUGUCCUGAAUCGCAGAAGCUGUAUGGCAGCUACCCUGAGGAUCAUUGAAGAGAACAUCCCUGAGCUGUUGUCCUUGAACUUGAGCAACAACAGGCUAUACAGGCUGGAUGACAUGUCUAGCAUUGUUCAGAAGGCGCCCAACCUGAAGAUCCUAAACCUUUCUGGAAAUGAAUUGAAGUCUGAGCGGGAGUUGGACAAGAUAAAGGGGCUGAAACUAGAAGAGCUCUGGCUCGAUGGAAACUCCUUGUGUGACACCUUCCGAGACCAGUCCACCUACAUCAGCGCCAUUCGCGAACGAUUUCCCAAGUUAUUACGCCUGGAUGGCCAUGAGCUACCCCCGCCAAUUGCCUUUGAUGUUGAAGCCCCCACGACGUUACCGCCCUGCAAGGGAAGCUAUUUUGGAACAGAAAACUUGAAGAGUCUGGUCCUGCACUUCCUACAACAGUACUAUGCAAUUUAUGACUCUGGAGACCGGCAAGGGCUCCUGGAUGCCUACCAUGAUGGGGCCUGCUGUUCCCUGAGCAUUCCUUUCAUUCCUCAGAACCCUGCCCGAAGCAGCUUGGCAGAGUAUUUCAAGGAUAGCAGAAAUGUGAAGAAGCUCAAAGACCCUACCUUGCGGUUCCGGCUGCUGAAGCACACGCGUCUCAACGUUGUUGCCUUCCUCAACGAGUUGCCCAAAACCCAACAUGACGUCAAUUCCUUCGUGGUAGACAUAAGCGCCCAGACAAGCACACUGCUGUGUUUUUCUGUCAAUGGAGUCUUCAAGGAAGUGGACGGAAAGUCCCGGGAUUCUUUGCGAGCCUUCACCCGGACGUUCAUUGCUGUUCCUGCUAGCAAUUCAGGGCUAUGUAUUGUAAACGACGAGCUAUUUGUGCGGAAUGCCAGUUCUGAAGAGAUCCAAAGAGCCUUCGCUAUGCCUGCACCCACGCCUUCCUCCAGCCCAGUGCCCACCCUGUCUCCAGAGCAGCAGGAAAUGUUGCAAGCAUUCUCUACCCAGUCUGGCAUGAACCUCGAGUGGUCCCAGAAGUGCCUUCAGGACAACAACUGGGACUACACCAGAUCUGCCCAGGCCUUCACUCAUCUCAAGGCCAAGGGCGAGAUCCCAGAAGUGGCAUUCAUGAAGUGAUUGUAGUCAUGCCCCAGAAGCAGCUCCCCUGUAAAUAGUCCUUGGAUAUUACCGUCUGGUUGUCGUCUGUCAUCUCCUCCUGUCUGGCCCUAGGCCGCCCCGUGACUGUGACGGAGGGAGGGAGGGCUGCCUGAUCCCUCUCCUCGCCUGCCCUGGAAGCCUUCAGAAGAUUGAGCCUCACUGAUGCCCGGAAGCCAAAGCUUACUUUGUAGAACUGACACUAAACUACCCGAAGGACUUAGGUGCUUUGUGUACUUAACCCCAGGACCUCCUUACUUUUUAAUAUAAAGAGUGAUGUUGUAUUU
Molecule: messenger RNA, 2300 nt
Organism: Piliocolobus tephrosceles (Ugandan red Colobus)
Lineage: Eukaryota; Metazoa; Chordata; Mammalia; Primates; Cercopithecidae
Gene: NXF1
Product: nuclear RNA export factor 1
Exons: 21
Coding region: 136-1995 (619 amino acids)
Biological process (GO): poly(A)+ mRNA export from nucleus
Cellular component (GO): nucleus; cytoplasm
Molecular function (GO): protein binding; RNA binding
Source: RefSeq, a predicted model, not a curated record